Leptopilina heterotoma is the source of this 2282-nucleotide messenger RNA. Its product is annotated as segmentation protein Runt-like. Bases 317 to 1297 code for a protein of 326 amino acids. Gene Ontology annotation, cellular component: nucleus. Lineage: Eukaryota; Metazoa; Arthropoda; Insecta; Hymenoptera; Figitidae. The record is from RefSeq and is a predicted model, not a curated record. Gene Ontology annotation, molecular function: DNA-binding transcription factor activity, RNA polymerase II-specific; ATP binding; RNA polymerase II cis-regulatory region sequence-specific DNA binding. Gene Ontology annotation, biological process: regulation of DNA-templated transcription. The transcript is spliced from 4 exons.
CCGGCAUCGAGAGCGUGUAUCGGUUCACAUUUUUGUCUUCCCCUUUUGCCUUCUCUCAAGUUACUUCCAACUUUUCAAAAAAAAGAAUUUCCACAAAAUUAGCAAACAUUUCUUUGCUAAAUUUUUCUUUUUUUUUGAUUUCCUUUUUUUUUCGAAAAAAUUGUUCUUUUUGAAAAAAAGAAAAUCGGAAUGUGUUAUUAGUGAUAGUGAAAUUGAUUCUUGAGAACAAAAAAACAAGUGUUUACUGGAUUUACAGUUUAUUUUGAUUGAAUCGUGAACUUUUGGUGAUUUUAUUUGUGCAAAUUCGCGCCAUAGGAUGCAUUUACCGGAAGGACCAAUCGGGAUGGAGAGCUUCAGCGCCAUCCACGAUGCACUUAGAGCUUGCCAUGGUGAUUUAGUGCAGACCGGAAGUCCCGCAAUUCUCUGCAGCGUUUUGCCCACCCAUUGGAGGUCUAAUAAGUCUUUGCCAGUGGCCUUCAAGGUCGUUGCACUUGAUGAGGUCACCGACGGUACCAUCGUCACUAUUCGUGCUGGAAAUGAUGAAAAUUGCUGCGGCGAACUUAGAAAUUGCACGGCAGUCAUGAAAAAUCAAGUUGCAAAAUUUAACGAUCUUCGAUUUGUCGGCCGCAGUGGAAGAGGAAAAUCGUUUUCCCUCACAAUACAAAUCAGCACGGUGCCUUUCCAAGUGGCAACGUACACGAAAGCCAUCAAAGUCACUGUCGAUGGACCAAGGGAACCACGCUCCAAGUCAAACUAUCAAUAUGGACCCGGAUUUCCAGGACUUGGACUCUUGAAUCCAUGGUUGGACGCUGCCUAUCUUGGUCACGCCUGGCACCUGCCUCAUCCAGCCCUCGUCAAAGGAACGAUACCAAUGCCCCAUACGGACAUAUUCGCACCAAGCUUCACAUCAACAGUGAUGCCAACCUAUCCAUUUGUGGACCCAGUUAAGUACGAGUACCCACAGAUGCCACCGAAGACGACAACAUUAAUGCUGCCAAACAGUCCAUCGAGAACACCGCCAAGAAGUCCAAGUGACAGUGGAAGUGAAUCGGCAGCCGAGGAAGUGCGAAGUGCCUUCGUGCCAAUUAGGCUCAACACCCUACCACCAGUGACGCCACUGACGCCGUCGUCAUCGUCACCCGAAAGAACUUUACCAAAAAAACCCGAAGGCACGAGAAACGAUCUUAAAGCACCAAUUGCCCUCAUCAGUCAUCGACUAAAUAAAAGAAGUUCAUCGCCAACAAAAAUCACAUCAUCAUCACCACAAGCACCAAAACCAGUCUGGAGGCCCUACUAGGAGUCGAUAAAUUUUCCCCAGGAUCCAGGAUGAACUGAACGAUUUCGAAAAAAAUAGAAAACACAAGGCUAGUGAUAUAUUAUAAAAAGUUAUGAAACAACGCCUGGCGUUGUUGGUCCCACUGUUUAAUCUUUUCGACUAUCAUUGUUUUCCCCACUGUAUUGAAUUACAACCAGUUGUCAUCAAAUAUAUGGAUCUAAUACAUAAUCGAAAAUUAAUCCAAAUUUUUGGCAGCAAAUUCAAGUUGAUUCGAUCCAUUUUAGUAUCAAUUUGAUUCAUCAAAAAUUUGACCCAAUUUCAUCUACUUUAGUAUCAAUUUAUGAUCCAUUUUGAUCCAAAUUUUUGGCAGCUUUGAAACAAUUUGCUGAUAAUUUCAUCCACUUUGGUAAUCAAUUUGAUUCAGCAAAACUUGAUCCAAAUUUUCCUCAGCAAAUUCGACCCAAUUUGAUCUUUAGUAUCUCUUUAGUAUCAAUUUGAUUCAUCAAAAAUUGAUCCAAAUUUUUGGCAGUAAAUUUAAGCAAAAGCCAAUUUCAUCAACUUUAGUAUCAGUUUGAUACGAAAAAGAAAUUGUUAUUUCAAGAAAACAGUGUCAAGAAGAAGUAAAUAUUAAAUAUGAAAAUUGAAAUUAAAGAAAGAAAAAAAUUAGAUUUCGAAGUGAAGUCUUUUGUUUAAACAGUGAUUAUCUUCGGUUUUACGAAGAAUGGUGAUGAUAAAUUUUUGUGAUGAAUUGACAUUUUUUGGUAUAGAAUAUAGUGUAUUGUAAAUAUUUGUAAAUAAAUUCGUGGACAAUAAGAUAUAUUAUAUAUAUAUAUGUGUAAAUAAGAGAAAAAAAUAAAAGCGUAUACGUGAGAGAGAGAGAGUAAAACUGGGAAGAGAGAGUGCAAACAGAGAUUAUUGUAAUUAGCGUCCAUAUAAGUCAGAGAUUUAAUUUAAUGUAAAGAGAAUAUAAAUAGAGAUGGGAGAAAAUAAAUAUAUGUCAAACAAA